GAAAAAACGAACGGGCCGCCGGCUCGGACCCGGAGGCUGCAGCGGCACCGGGAUCUGGGAAUCUGCACGGCCUGGAGCCUCCAGCGACUGGCCCCACCACCAUCUGCGCGCGCGCGCGAGGGACCGGCCGGCGAACAGAGGCGCCACUGAGCUCUGAGCGGGUGCGGCCGGCAUGGCGACGGCGCUGGCGCGGCGGGGCGCCGCGGCCCUGGCGCGGUGGCGCGGGAUGUGCUCGAGCUCGGCGUCGGCGCCGCGGAGCGCCGCGGCGCUGUCCUCAGAGGAGCUCAUGCGGAUGGAACAAGACUGCAGCGCGCAUAAUUACCAUCCAAUCCCCAUGGUGUUUUCCAAAGGAGAAGGUUCACACAUAGUGGACCCCGAAGGCAACAAAUACAUUGAUUUUCUCUCUGCUUAUUCUGCAGUCAAUCAGGGUCAUUGCCAUCCAAAAGUCCUGAGAGCUUUGAUAGAACAGGCAGAAAGGCUUACGCUCAGUUCUAGAGCUUUCUACAAUGAUAAGUUCCCAAUCUUUGCGGAAUAUCUGACAAGCAUGUUUGGAUAUGACAUGAUGUUGCCGAUGAAUACUGGUGCUGAAGGAGUUGAAACUGCUAUCAAGCUGGCUAGGAAAUGGGGUUAUGAGAAGAAACAUAUACCAAAGAAUGAGGCUUUGCUUGUCUCUUGCUGUGGGUGUUUCCAUGGUCGAACUCUUGGUGUCAUUUCCAUGAGCUGUGACAACGAUGCAACUCGUGGUUUUGGUCCUUUGGUUCCUGGCCAUCUUAAAGUUGAUUUUGGAGAUAUUGAUGGGUUAAAGAAAAUCUUCGAAGAGCUUGGAGAUCGGAUUUGUGGUUUUUUAUUUGAACCUAUCCAAGGUGAAGCUGGGGUAGUAAUCCCACCAGAUGGCUAUUUGAAAGGUGCCAGAGACUUGUGUUCUAAACACAACGUUUUGAUGAUUGCUGAUGAGAUCCAAACUGGCAUAGCUAGAACUGGUAAAAUGCUGGCAUGUGACUGGGAAAACAUACGGCCUGACAUGGUGAUUCUAGGCAAAGCACUCGGUGCUGGAGUUGUUCCAGUCAGUGCAGUUCUUGCAGACAAGGAUGUCAUGCUGUGUAUCAGACCAGGGGAACAUGGAAGUACAUUCGGUGGGAAUCCGUUAGCUAGCGCUGUGGCAGUUGCAUCACUGAAAGUGGUCAGAGACGAAGGUCUUGUUGAAAGGGCUGCAAAGUUAGGACAGGAGUUUAGGGACCAGUUACAGAAGGUCCAGCAGAAAUUCCCUCAAAUCCUAAGAGAAGUGCGCGGGAGGGGUUUGCUGAACGCAGUGGAUCUAAACAACGACGCGCUAUCUCCUGCUUCUGCAUAUGACAUCUGCAUCAAGUUGAAGGAGAGAGGCAUUUUAGCGAAACCCACACAUGACACUAUAAUCCGACUUGCUCCUCCCCUCACAAUCAGUCCUGAGGAGCUUGCAGAAGCAUCCAAGGCGCUUAGUGACGUGCUGGAGCAUGACUUGCCACAGCUGCAGCUGCAGAAGCAGAUAAAAAAGCCAGAAUCUGAGGCAGAGAAGCCAGUCUGUGACAGAUGCGGCCGGGACUUGUACGGAUGAAUGAAGCCUCCGAACAGAGAUAACUUCAUUUUCGUAGGCACCCAUCUCGCCCCAGAAGAAAUAAUAACAGAGCAGAGGAUGCCAGCUGCCUAGCUACUUGGGUUACCGUAAUGUUAUGCGACUUGUUGCAUCGUAUACCAAGUAUAUGAGCUAUUGCAACCUUGGUGAAUAUGUCAAAUAAAUGGCAGCAUUCACAUGCUCAAAUAUGGGCAGCAUUCACAUGCACUGUGACUUCUUUGCAACGUUUUAUCAAGUAUCCGAAAGUUCCAACAGGAAGUUGGUCAACAAUCGAU
Zea mays is the source of this 1884-nucleotide messenger RNA. RefSeq names its product putative ornithine aminotransferase protein. Lineage: Eukaryota; Viridiplantae; Streptophyta; Magnoliopsida; Poales; Poaceae. The record is from RefSeq and is marked provisional. The transcript is spliced from 10 exons. Gene Ontology annotation, cellular component: cytoplasm. Bases 173 to 1591 code for a protein of 472 amino acids. Gene Ontology annotation, molecular function: identical protein binding; pyridoxal phosphate binding; L-ornithine transaminase activity.